This is a messenger RNA of Staurois parvus, 517 nucleotides long. Lineage: Eukaryota; Metazoa; Chordata; Amphibia; Anura; Ranidae. The record is from the annotation of a GenBank genome assembly.
ACACACACACACAUGUACAUACACACACACAAACAUGUACACACAUGCACAGAGACAUGUACACACAUACAGACAUGUAUGUACAUACACAGAAAUACACACAUACAGACACAUGUACAUACACAUGUACACACACAGACACGUGUACAGAUACACACAUGUACAUACACACAGACACGUACAAUUGUACAUGCAUACACAGACACACACAAACACACACACAAGUACACACACACACCACCAUCUCCCCCCCAUAAAAAGUUGCAGUACUUCGUUGUUCACUCACAGAGCCGGGUACUGCACUCUAGGGGGAGGCAGAGAGCACAGCACACACUCCUUGCUUUGCUUUCACUGCGCUCAGCUGUUGAGCAGUCUGACGGCACCCAGUGCCAAUGACAGAUCCGGCCUGAGCUCCGAGCCUGCUCACCAAGACGGCCCUGGGGGACACACUCGCCCCCACUAUAAUUUCCACUCGCCAUUGGCGAGCAGAAAUUUCAAGCCCUGUAAUAUACUAUAU